Molecule: messenger RNA, 1290 nt
Organism: Rasamsonia emersonii CBS 393.64
Lineage: Eukaryota; Fungi; Ascomycota; Eurotiomycetes; Eurotiales; Trichocomaceae
Product: Nucleolar RNAse III
Exons: 3
Coding region: 1-1290 (429 amino acids)
Biological process (GO): primary miRNA processing; rRNA processing; regulation of gene expression
Cellular component (GO): nucleus
Molecular function (GO): ribonuclease III activity; double-stranded RNA binding
Source: RefSeq, a predicted model, not a curated record
AUGUCUUCUGAGAAAAUAUUCUCAAUAUGUAACAUUGAGCAAACCUUCACAAGAUCCAGUAUUCGGGACUUAGACGCCAUGAUAGGAAAGAGUGUGGAAGCCCGUAACCCCGGGUUUGGCCAAGUCAAAUUAUACUCCUUUUCUAUGAAUAUGGGUUCUAAGAGGAGCCAUCCACAAAUCGAUUCGAAUGAUAUCUCAUCUAGUAAAGAAAAGAGAAUCAAGGUUGAUCGCAAUGCAGUAAACAUAAAAAGCUCUUGUUUACGCGCCGAUAGUGAAGAACCUCAAAAUCAGGCUAAGGAUCUUCUUGCACAGUUAGAGGAGCUUUCUGGAGAGCUCUUGAACCAUCCACAAGCGCUUCAAGAUUAUCUUGGAGAGGCCGGUGGUUCCGACAUCAUAAAGGCAGCAAGGCAGCUGCAGAAAGCGAUUAGUCAAGCCACCGUGGCUCAGGUUUCAGAUUGUUCAAUUACCUCUCCCAAGACUUGCAAUGACGCCCUGCGGACAACUGAAACAUCUAAUUUGCCUCGUCUUCCUCCAGUUCAUGACACUUCACUUGAGCAUGCAGUGUUUACACAUCCAGGCGUGGUCAAGAAUUGCAGUGCACAACCAUCGAGGGAAGUCAGUUAUGACAGAUUGGAAAUCCUCGGUGAUGCCUAUGUGGAAACAAUUGCGACUAGGCUUAUUUGGGAUCGUUUUCCCGGCCUUUCCUCUGGGCGUAUGUCGCAAGUCCGCGAAGACUUGGUCAAAAAUGAAACACUCGCUCAUUAUGCAGACUUGUAUGGUUUUGACAAGAAAGUUGCCGUGCCACAGGAUCAUAGGAGUCAACCAAAGCGGUGGAUGAAAACCAAAGCAGACGUUUUUGAGGCCUAUGUUGCGGCUGUGAUAUUAUCAGAUCCAGUAAAUGGUUACCAGGCGGCCGAAAGCUGGUUGGUGCAAUUGUGGAUGCCAAAGCUCUCUGAGGUAAAGCAGACACAACAAACGCUAAAGUCAAAGGAACUUCUAGCAAAGAAAAUUAUGGGCAAAGGGGUCAAGCUGAAGUAUGUUGACGAACGACCACCAGAGCAGAUGAAAGGAGGUAUGCAAACAUUCUUCAUCGGUGUGUAUCUCACAGGAUGGGGGUGGAAUAAUCAACACUUGGGAUCGGGUCAUGGCCUCAAUAAAGCGAUUGCUGGAGAUGAAGCAGCCCGCCAAGCUCUUCUGAACAAGCCAUUGAUAGACCAAAUUGCGGCUGCAAAACAUGCACAUGAUACCAGAAUUAAGACGGGCUCAUUAGAGCAUGUGGGAGAGAAUUAA